AUAUAGGUAGUGUUAAUUUGAAAGUAAAAUAAUAAACAACAGCUACACGUGUGUUUUGGUUAUUUUAAGGAAAGUAAUUAUUAUAAGAAAAAAUGGUUCGAAAACUUAAAUUUCAUGAGAAGAAGCUCCUUAAGAAAGUAGACUUUAUUUCGUGGAAAGUAGACAACAAUUUAAACGAAGUUAAAGUGAUGAAAAAAUAUUAUAUUCAAAAACGUGAAGACUACACAAAAUAUAAUAAACUUUCAAGAGAAAUAAGAGAUUUGGCAAACAAAAUUAAAGAUUUGGACACUAGCGCAGAAUUCAGAACAGAAUCAAGUGCUCAGCUACUAGAAAAGUUAUAUCAAUUGGGCCUUAUACCUACACGGUGGGAUUUAGCACUAGCAGCAAAUGUCAAUGCUAGCGCAUUUUGCAGACGACGCCUACCUGUAGUAAUGGUUAGAAGUAGAAUGACAGAAAAUCUAAAACAAGCAACAAAGUUCAUAGAGCAAGGUCAUGUACGAGUUGGACCAGAAGUGGUAAAGGACCCAGCAUUCCUUGUGAACAGAUCAUUAGAGGACUUUAUCACAUGGGUUGAUGGCUCUGCAAUCAAGAAACAUGUUAUGGAGUACAAUGAAAUGAGGGAUGAUUUUGAAUUGUUGUAAAUGAUGAUGGCAAGAAAACUAU
Messenger RNA from Aricia agestis (brown argus), 663 nucleotides. Its product is annotated as U3 small nucleolar ribonucleoprotein protein IMP3. Gene Ontology annotation, molecular function: rRNA binding; snoRNA binding; structural constituent of ribosome. The record is from RefSeq and is a predicted model, not a curated record. Gene Ontology annotation, biological process: rRNA processing. The transcript has 4 exons. Gene Ontology annotation, cellular component: small-subunit processome; small ribosomal subunit; Mpp10 complex. NCBI's taxonomy places the organism in Eukaryota, Metazoa, Arthropoda, Insecta, Lepidoptera, Lycaenidae. The coding region runs from base 93 to 641 and encodes 182 amino acids.